ACCGAGAUAGCGUGUUAGAAAAAGACAGCAGAUAAGAAUGGUGUUGCUAUCUUUUUUUAUCACACAUAGUUAUAUGAAUUGAUUACCAAUACAUUUUAAAUUCGUUGUUCGUUUAACGUUUUGACUUUUGUUCUGCCUUCUGCGUUCUCAAAGUUUUAAAAAUAAUUAAAAUAGUGUGUACCUACUGUGCAGUUAAGACUUAAAAUGGUGAAUUUUUGUAGUGCCUUUAAUUGUGCUAGCUCUAGUGAUGUUAGAAAAGACUUGUCAUUUCACAAGUUCCCUCUUAAAGAUAAAGAGAGGCUUCAAAAAUGGGUGCAUGCUGUUCGAAGGAAAGAUUUUAAACCUAGUUCCAAUACAACUUUAUGUAGUUUACAUUUCAAUGAAACUGACUUCUAUUCAGCAGUUGAAAAAUAUCUAGCUGAAGUCAACUCAACAUAAGUUACAUUAGUUAACUUAACAGAUCAUAUAACUCCAAGGAAAUUUGGCCAUGAAGUAUAACAAAAUGUAUUGCAGAUUUUGUUUUUCUGGAUAUUUCCAGUACUAAUAUUUCCUAAAUUAUAAAUCUACAAUAUUAAGCUUAAGUUAGGAAAGUAGUAAGUACAAUCUAAAGUAAGUAGUAGAUAUAGCUCCAGGUAAAUAGCGUAAGUACACUUUUAUUUCAAUUAUGAUUAAUAUUAUAAAUACUAUGUUUAUAUUUUAAUAAAUAUUAUUUUACUAAAAA
This is a messenger RNA of Melanaphis sacchari, 721 nucleotides long. Its product is annotated as THAP domain-containing protein 1-like. The record is from RefSeq and is a predicted model, not a curated record. Gene Ontology annotation, molecular function: sequence-specific DNA binding. The coding region runs from base 205 to 438 and encodes 77 amino acids. NCBI's taxonomy places the organism in Eukaryota, Metazoa, Arthropoda, Insecta, Hemiptera, Aphididae. The transcript has 4 exons.